AUGGCGGACCCCAAAGAUCUCAAGGUCGAUGUGAUCGGCGCAGGAAUGGGUGGCUUGACCGCGGCCCUCGCCCUCGCCAAAAAGGGCUUCAAGAACAUUACAGUAUACGAGAAUGCCUCGACUUUGGGCUUUGUUGGAGCCGGUAUCCAAUUAGCUCCCAAUAUGCUACGGAUUCUGGACCGGCUCGGCUGCUUCAAAGGCACUCGCAUCGAGAAGGAGGCGACCAACAUCUUGGCGACCAGUAUUGUGCGCGGCUCGGACAAUCAAGAGCUCACGCACGUCGAAAUGCCCGACAUUGAGGAAAAGUACGGAUACCCCCACAUGACCGGCCACCGUGAGAGUUUAGCCGGCGGUCUCUACGAGGCCUGUCAAAAGGAGAGCGCCAUCAAGUUCGUCUUUGGCGUUCAGCUGCAGGACGUACUGGCUUUUGGAUCCAAGCCCCGAUUCACCGUCAAGCCGCGGGACGGUGAGGCAUACGAAGUCGAGACCGAUGUGCUCAUUGGCGCCGACGGUAUCAAGUCCAACACGCGGACGGCCAUGCUGCGCGAGCUCAAGAUCGACACGGAUGUCGAGGAUACCGGCCAGGCCGCCUACCGCAUCAUGCUCACCCGCGAGCAGUGCCAGCCGUACCCCGAGUUGAUCAAGCUGCUCGACUCCAACUGCGCCAUGCGCUGGAUCGGUGAGAAGCGACACAUUGUCGCGUAUCCCAUCGCCAACCACAACAUUUACAACUUGUCGACGGCGCAGCCCGACUCCAACUUUGCCGCGACUACCAAUGCCACAUACACAACCAAGGGUGACAAGAGCCAGAUGCUCAAGGUCUACGAGGACUUUUGUCCCCUCGUGCAGACCAUGCUGAACCUGGUGCCAGAAGGCGAGGUCUGCGAGUGGCGGCUGCGGUCCCAGAAGCCGCUGGAGCAGUGGUCGCACGGCAGCGCAUGCCUAGUCGGCGACGCCUGCCACCCGACGCUGCCGCACCUGGCGCAGGGCGCCGCUCUGGCCAUGGAGGACGCCGCCGUGCUGGCCGAGACGCUGGCUUUGGCGCCGUUGCAGAAGGACGGCAGCGGCGAGGCCGUCACCCGGGCCCUGCGCGUGUACGAGCUGCUGCGCAAGGACCGCGCCUACACCCUCGUCAACCUGGCCGCGCUCAACGGCAAGGCCAUGCACUUGGGCGAGGGCAGCGCCCGGGAGGAGCGUGACCGCAUGUUUGCCGCCGCUCGCGAGAAGGGCAAGCCCGUCCCGGACAAGUGGGCCAGCCCCGAUGUCCAGCAGAUGAUUUACUCGCACGAUUGUAUGACGAACGCGCAGGAAAAGUUUGACGAGCUGUACGCUUCGACAACAUCGUGA
Molecule: messenger RNA, 1347 nt
Organism: Pestalotiopsis fici W106-1
Lineage: Eukaryota; Fungi; Ascomycota; Sordariomycetes; Amphisphaeriales; Sporocadaceae
Exons: 2
Coding region: 1-1347 (448 amino acids)
Biological process (GO): secondary metabolite biosynthetic process
Molecular function (GO): monooxygenase activity; FAD binding
Source: RefSeq, a predicted model, not a curated record